Molecule: messenger RNA, 9816 nt
Organism: Salmo salar (Atlantic salmon)
Lineage: Eukaryota; Metazoa; Chordata; Actinopteri; Salmoniformes; Salmonidae
Source: RefSeq, a predicted model, not a curated record
UAAUACCGGACUCAUUCAUAUACCGGGGCUCAUUCAUAUACCGGGCUCACUAAACGAGUCAAACAGACGGACGUGUUGAAGUGUUUUAAAUCCCGUUUACAACUGGUUUCUGACUGGGACGCCAAUAGGAAUUCCCUGGUUUACUUGAUGUGUGUAUUCCCGUUUUGAGAAGAGAAAGAGUGUGUGAAGGAAACGUUUUCUCAUCUCGACCUCCGCUCCCGAAUGGAAAGAAUCUGGAAAUACAUCUUCGUCCUGAGCUCCACUGUGGGACCCGGAAUAUAAGAUUUACAAGAGUUUCUUGGAGGAUCAUUUAUUUGAAAUGGAUUCCUUCUUUGUAGAGGGGGCCCGUGUCUGGCUGCGGGACAAAGAGCUGCUCCUCCCUGCUACUGUCAGCUCCUGUUCCCACGACGACGGAUACCUGGUCCUUACAACCGACUACGGAAAGGUGAUGUGCCUGCAGCAGGGGGAGCUGAGCAGAGACAAGGUGUUUCCUAUGCAUCCCACCAGUAUUAAUGGAGUAGAGGACAUGUCUACUCUGGCAGAACUACAUGAAGCUGCCAUCAUGUACAACCUUUACCUGCGCUACCAGACGGACUGCAUCUAUACCAACAUAGGCUCUAUCCUAUCAGCGGUGAACCCCUAUAAACAGAUCCCAGGUCUGUACGACCCAGCAGCAGUCGACCUGUAUAGCAGACACCACCUGAGAGAGCUGCCCCCCCACAUCUUCGCUGUGGCCAACGAGUGUUACCGCUGUCUCUGGAAGAGGCACGACAGCCAGUGUGUUCUCAUCAGUGGAGAGUCAGGAGCAGGAAAGACAGAGAGCACCAAGCUGCUGCUCCAGUUCCUGUCUGUGAUGUCCCAGAAGUCUGCCGGGACAGCCCAGUCUGAGAGGAGUACCCGCGUGGAGCAGUCCAUCAUACAGAGCAGCCCCAUCAUGGAGGCGUUUGGGAAUGCCAAGACUGUGUACAACAACAACUCUUCCCGCUUUGGGAAGUUUAUCCAGCUCCACUUCUCCCAGAGUGGGAACAUCCAUGGAGGCUGCAUCAUAGACUAUUUACUUGAAAAGAACCGUGUGGUGAGACAGAACCCUGGAGAGAGGAACUAUCAUAUCUUCUACGCUCUGCUGGCCGGGGCCGACGAGGACCACAGAGAGCUGUACUUCCUGACAGAGGGCCCAGAGUCGUACCACUACCUGAGUCAGUCUGGCUGUGUGAAGGACAGGAGUCUAGAUGACCUGAAGCUAUAUGACAGUGUAAUGGAGGCUCUGAAGGUGAUGCAGUUCAGCGAGGAGGAGAUACGUGACGUCUUCAAGCUGCUGUCUGCUGUUCUUCUGAUGGGGAACAUAGAGUUCAUGACCGCAGGAGGAGCACAGAUCACCUCUAAAGGAGUGGUCAGUAAUGUCUGUGAUCUGUUGGGCCUGGACUCGUUCCAACUGUCUGAGGUUCUGACCCAGAGGUCCAUGAUCCUGAGAGGAGAGGAGAUCUGUUCACCCCUCACUGUGGAACAGGCGGUGUGCUCUCGGGACUCGGUUGCCAUGGCGUUGUACGCCCAGUCUUUCUCCUGGAUCAUCACACGGAUCAACCAGAAGGUCAGAGGGAAGGACAACUUCAAGUCCAUCGGUAUCCUCGACAUCUUCGGCUUCGAGAACUUUGAGGUGAACAGAUUUGAGCAGUUCAACAUCAACUACGCCAACGAGAAGCUCCAGGAAUACUUCAACAAACACAUCUUCUCCCUGGAACAGCUGGAGUAUAACAGAGAGGGGAUCCAGUGGGAAGCCAUAGACUGGAUGGAUAACGCAGAGUGUCUAGACCUCAUAGAGAAGAAACUGGGCAUGUUGGCUCUGAUCAACGAGGAGAGUCGCUUUCCUAAAGGCACCGACUACACCCUGCUAGAGAAACUACACAGUAGGCACGCUACUAACCACUACUACAUGAAGCCCAGAGUGACGGAUCAUCAGUUUGGCAUCAAGCACUAUGCUGGAGAGGUUGUGUACGACGUCAGAGGGAUCCUACAGAAGAACAGAGAUACCUUCAGAGAUGACAUCUUAAACAUGCUCAAAGACAGCAGGCUUGACUUCGUCUAUGACCUGUUUGAGCGUGUUGGGAGCAGGAACGGAGAGGAGACCAUGAAGAUGGGGACGGCCAGACGCAAACCCACCGUCAGCUCUCAGUUCAGGGACUCUCUCCAUUCCUUGAUGAACACUCUGAGUGCAUCCAACCCGUUCUUCGUGCGCUGCAUCAAACCCAACAUGAACAAGAACGCCAACAUGUUUGACCCAGAAGUGGUCCUGAACCAGCUGAGGUAUUCUGGGAUGUUGGAGACAGUGAAGAUCCGCAGGGCUGGGUUUCCUGUCCGCAGGACUUUUGAUGACUUCUACAGCAGGUACAAGAUGAUCCUGAAAGACGAGCGUCCAACAGACGACCAGAGAGGGAUGUGCACAGAACUGCUGAUGUCAUACGACCCCGCCAAGAGAGACUGGCAGCAGGGGAAGACUAAGGUGUUCCUGAAGGAAGAGCUGGAACUCAGGCUGGAGAAGGAGAGGGAAGAGGUGCGGAGACAGGCGGGAAUGGUGAUCCGGGCACACAUACUCAGCUAUGUGGCAAGGAAGCGCUAUAAGAAGGUGCUGGCCAGCACCGUCACUAUCCAGAAGAACUACAGAGCUCACUUCUGGAGACGCCUGUUCCUUCGUCUCCGCGCCGCAGCUGUCAUUCUACAGAAACGCCAGCGUGGUCGGCUGGCCCGAGGCCUCUAUCGCCACCUCUCUGAGGAGAAGAAGAGGAAAGAGGAGGAGGAGGAGAGAAGGCAGGUAGAGGAGGAGGAGGAGAGGAGGAGGCUGGAGGAAGAGAAGAGACGAGAGGAGGAGGCGACACGGAGGGUGUUGGAGCUGGAGGAGGUGAUGAGGAAGGAGGAGGAGAGACGGAGGAUGUUGGAGUUGGAGGAGGUGAUGAGGAAGGAGGAGGAGAGACUGAGGGUGUUGGAGUUGAGGAAGGAGGAGGAGAGAUUGAGGGUGUUGGAGUUGGAGGAGGUGAGGAGGAGGAAGGAGGAGGAGAGACUGAGACUACAAAAGGAGCAGGAAGCAGCGAAGAGAAAGGAGGAGCUUUGCAACGGACAGCAAGUUGAAGACGCGGAGAGCGCUACAGCCAACAACAGGAACUCCCUGGGGAUGGAUUCCCCUGCUCCCCAUAAGGAGGUGUCCCUGCACCCCCACACGUCCGAGGAGGAGUCCCGUCAGAUGGAGGAGAUCUACCGGCUGGAGAAGGAGAUUGAGAGGCUGCAGCGCCAGAAGGAGGACGGGGUGUCCAUGUUAGGGGACGGUCUGGGAGGGAGCAGGGAGGAACUCCGACAGAGGAGAGACGCGGAGAUCUACCGGCUGGAGAAGGAGGCGUCGCGCGUGGCCACUGAGUUCCUGGAUCUCCUGGACUUUGGGGGUCUGGAACAGAGUCUGUCCAGCGAGGAGAACCUCAACGACCCCUCGGAGAGCACCGCUCCCCUGGCCCCGGUCGAGGAAGAGGAGGUGGACGAGGGCUUCCAUGCUGAGGAGGAGUGUCCCGGUAACUUCCCUCUCGCCGCGGAGUUUCCUCUGGACCAAGAGGUCUUCUCCACUCUCCCUCCAUCUCCCGCUGCCUUCGCUGAGAGUCUGGUAGCACAUGCCCUGGCCCUCUCACAGGCUCCGUGUUGCCCCCCUGUUUACUACCCCCUCACCUCUAUUGCCCCUACACACCACCUUGCUCCUCCUCUCCCUGCCCUCACCAACGGACGUGGUAAGGCUCUCUGUCACCAACCCACCAGGAGAAUAGAGGUGGCUCCAGAGAUCGACAGUGUACCCAGAAGAGUGGACCUGGUACACGACAGACCCUGCGCCAGGGUAGACGUUACGCCAACUAGAAGAGACCUGGUACCCUCCAGAUUCCCAGAGGCUGUGCCAGUCAGGAGAGUAGAGCUAGUGCCCACUGUGCCUGUCCCAGUGCCCACUGUGGUGAGAGAGGAGGCGUCAUUCAGCAUCCUACCAGACACGGAGUCAUACUGCGACCAGGAGGAGUUUGAGGAGGUGCAGGGGAGUACAGGCUCGGGAGACGGAGCCAGUAUGACGGACGGACAUGCUACUGAUGGGGACGUGUUGAGGAAAUCAUCCUGUACUCAGAACAGCCUGGACUCCUUCAGAGGCAGCUCAGACUCUUUUAUAGACAGUGACACAAGCAACGAUGACUAUGUGGACACAGACGAGGAGGUGUCCAACGGGAGGGUGAAUCUUCUGAACGGCUCUGGGCCUCCGUACUUCCACAGCUACCUCUACAUGAAGGGUGGACUGAUGAUCCCGUGGCGACGGAGGUGGUGUGUAUUGAAGGACGACACCUUCAUGUGGUUCAGGGCUAAGCAGGACAGUCUGAAGAGUGGCUGGCUGUAUAAGAAGGGCGGUGGGAUGUCCACUCUGUCCAGAAGGAACUGGAAGCAGCGUUGGUUCGUACUGAGGGACGAUAAACUCAUGUACUUUGAGAACGACAGCGAGGAGAAGCUGAAGGGGACCAUCGACAUCCGCGCCGCCAAGGACAUAGUGGAUAACCACGCCAAGGAGAACGCUUUGAACAUCGUGACUGAAGAGAGAACCUACCACAUCUACGCAGAGACUCCUGAAGACGCCAGUGGUUGGUUCAACAUGCUGAGUCGUGUCCACGGUGCCAAUCCAGACCAGCUGAUGGAGAUGAGCCACGAGCAGGCCAACCCCAAGAACGCUGUGGGAACUGUGGAUGUUGGAUUGAUCGACUCUGUGUGCGCCUCCGACAACCCUGACAGACCCAACUCGUUUGUCAUCAUCACUGCUAACCGUGUGAUCCACUGCAACACUGAGAUGCCUGAAGAGAUGCACCACUGGAUCGGCCUGCUGCAGAAACCGAAAGGAGACGCCAGGAUAGACGGGCAGGAGUUCUUCGUCAGAGGUUGGCUUCACAAGGAGAUCAGGGCUAAGAGCACUAGUCUGAAGCUGAAGAAGAGAUGGUUUGUUUUAACCUCUAAUUCUCUGGACUACUACAAGUCUUCAGAGCGCAACGUGUCCAAGCUGGGGACCCUGGUCCUCAACAGUCUCUGUUCUGUGGUCCAGCCCGACGAGAAGGUCUUCAAGGACACAGGUUACUGGAGCAUCAUCGUCCACGGCCGGAAACACUCGUACCACCUCUACACCAAGCUGCUGAACGAGGCUAUGCGCUGGGCGUCGGCCAUACAGGGGGCUGUCGACAGCAAGGUUCCCAUAGAGACACCCACACAGCAACUCAUCAGGGACAUCAAGGAGAGCAGUCUGAACGUGGAAGCUGUGGAACAGACGUACUGGAGGAACCCUAUCCUCAGAUAUACCCAGCACCCGCUCCACUCCCCCCUGCUGCCUCUGCCUUACGGGGAGGUCAACAUCCACCUCCAAAAGGAGAAUGGCUAUGCCAGCCUGCAGGACGAGGCAGUGAAGAUCUUCAACUCUCUGCAGGAGAUGGAGUCGGUGUCUGAUCCCGUCCCGAUCAUCCAGGGUAUCCUCCAGACCUGCCAGGACCUACGCCUGCUCCGAGACGAGGUCUACUGCCAGCUCAUCAAGCAGACCAAUCACGUGCCUCAGCCCAACAGCUCGGCCAAUCGCGCCCACUGGCACCUCCUCUCCUGUAUGAGCUGUACCUUCCUGCCCAGCCGGGGCAUCCUGCGCUACCUCAAGUUCCACCUUAAAGGGGUGAAGGAGCAGUUUCCCGGAACAGAGGUGGACAUGUUCGCCCAUUUCAUAGGCGAAUCUCUGAAGAGGACUAAAGUCAGGGACUAUGUUCCGUCUCAGGAGGAGAUCGUAGCCUUACUGACCCGGCAGGAAAUGACUACUACGGUCUACUGCCACGGAGGCGGAUCCUGCAAGAUCUCCAUUAACUCACACACCACCGCUGGAGAGGUUGUGGAGAAGUUGAUCCGAGGCCUGGCCAUGGAGGACAGUAGAAACAUGUUUGCCCUGUUUGAACACAACAACACUAUGGACCGGGCUGUGGAGAGCAGAGUUAUCGUCGCUGACGUACUCGCCAAGUUCGAAAGGCUGUCAGGCAGUGAGGAGGAGGAGGAGGAAGGACAGUGGAAGCUCUACUUCAAACUCUACUGUUUCCUGGAUGUAGAGAACGUGCCCAAGGAAGGGGUGGAGUUCGCUUUCAUGUUCGAACAGGCCCAUGAGUCUCUGACCAACGGUCAUUUCCCUGCCCCAGAAGACACCCUGCAGCACCUGGCUGCUCUCAGACUCCAGUUCCUCCACGGGGACAAGGCCCGGGGCAGCUGGUCUCUGGACAACGUCUACCCUGUAGGGAGGCUCCGCUCACGUAUCCUGCACUUCACCAAGGUGGGCGCGGCGGGGCCUGGGGGCCAAACCCUGGAGCGGAGGCGGACCAGCUUCCUGGACGGGACCCUGCGCCGCAGCGGGCUGAAGACAGGCUCCAUGAAGAAACAGAAAAUGGAGGAGGAACAGAUGCUGGAGAUGUGGGUGAAGGAGGAGACUUCAGCCACCAGAACCUCCAUCGUAGAGAAGUGGUCCAGACUUCAGGGACUGGACCAGCACACUGCCAUGCUCAAAUACAUGAACAUCAUUAAGGAGUGGCCCGGAUAUGGGUCCACACUGUUCGACGUAGAGUGUAAAGAAGGAGGCUUUCCUCACGACCUGUGGCUCAGUGUGAGUGCAGAGAACGUUUCAGUCUACAAGAGAGGAGAACCCAAACCUCUGGAGACUUUCCCCUACGAACACAUCAUCUUCUUCGGAGCUCCCCAGGCCACUACUUAUAAAAUCACCGUGGACGACAGAGAGAUGUUCUUUGAGACGCCUCUGGUUGGCGAGAUCACUAAAAUCAUGAAAGCUUACAUCAGCAUGAUAGUGAAGAAGAGAUGCAGUGUCAGAUCUGGGUCCAGCUACGGAACCAACUGGAUCAGGUGAGAACUGCGACACAAGGCUAAAACUGCAAGGCUAACCAGCAGGGUACAUGACAAGACAAGUUUCAAGACCUAAAAGUCCAUGAAGACAGGACCUGUUCUCCUCAACUCAGAUGUCCGAGGUCAGACUGCUGUUCGGCUACUCCAGAACUCGUCCGACUCCGCCGUCCCUCGGUGUGGGGUACGCCGAGCUAACAUUCAAAACGUUUUACAACGUGUAACGCUAAAGGCUGGUAUUGUGUUCCAUUUCGUAUUGCUAUUCUAUAGCUGUCGACAAGAGUGGAUACCACCUUAUCUUCUGCUAUUAUUUACAUCCAUUUAUCACUAGUAUGGACCAAUCAAAAUGUUCUGUCCUAUUUUUAUAAUUGGCAAGUGUUAUUAUUAUUAUUAUUAUUAUUAUUAUAAUAACAUAUGUUAAUGUAUGGGCACCCAACUAUACCGUUAUAUAUUUACAAUGAGAGGAAGUUAUUUGUCUAAAGUAGGUUUGAAAGACUUCUCCCUCAGGUUUUCUGAGCAAUAAGAGUUGAAUCCCAAAACCAAUCACACAGCCAGGGAGUUAAACCUCUUUACAUUACAAUGCCUUAAAUAAACAGGUUUCACUGCUUCCAUCCAUGUUGUUGUUCAUCUACUUUGGACUGGGAGUAACAGUUUUGACUUUCAGCAAUGGCAUCCCCAAGCCAGGGUUAAUAGCUUGAUGGUUAUAACCAGUUAUAAUGCUAGUGGCAGAAGUUGCUAUUCUAUAGCCUGGUCCCAGAUCUGUUUGUCCUUUUGCCUACUCUGAUUAUGAAGCUAAACAUGUUUGAAAUAACAAUUCCAUAAGAAGUUGGCAAACGAACAGAUAAGCAGGCUGGUGCCUAAGCUAACCAUUCUACCCAGUGCCUGAGAAGCAGGUUUUAACUCUGGUGAAAUAACACUUGUAUUUUAUAAGUCAAAUGUAACUAAAACAAACCAAUACAUAAUCCAUUACUACUAUAUUAAGGUUAUUAUUUAUUUAAAAUAAAGGCAGUGGUUAAUAUAGAGCAUUAUAGAGCACAUCAUUAUAGAAUUUAGUCUGAGGUAUUUUGAUUUGAAACCAGUUUUGUCCUUGUAAUGAAAUGUUUUGUGACUGAAACUGUUGAAAGAGAGCGUGACGUGUUGAUGAAACGAACAGGAAGGUACUUCCUGGUAACUUCUGUUACUGAAGUAUUGUUGGUCACAAGCUAUAGAGCAGGGUUACCCAUUUGGCAACCCAACUUUUACGAGCAUAUAUACACUGAGGAGGGUCCAUUAAUUUUUUUUUAAAUUGUUGGACACAUGACUGUGAAAAACACAGGCAACUCGGCUCCAAAUCAUUAGAAUUGUGGAUAUCUGUUCUAAAGUAUUCCCACACCUGGACAAAACAUUAAGAACACCUUUUCAUAUUGCAUUUCACCCCCCCCCCUUUGCCUUUAGAACAGCCUCAAUUUUGUCGGGGACAUGGACUCUACAAGGUGUCGAAAGUAUUUCACAGGGAUGCUGGCCCCAUGUUGACUCCUACGUCCUUCCACACUUGUAUCACCUGGUCAGUCUGUCAUGGAAAGACCAGGUGUUCAUAAUGUUUUGUAAACUCAGUGUUUAUAUAUAUAUAUAUAUAUAUAUAUAUAUAUAUAUAUAUAUAUAUAUAUAUAUGUAAUUGUAAACAAAUGUAAGCAAGGUUUGAAAUUAUUAUAUCUACAAAGUAUUUAGAAUUAAUUAUGUUCCAGCUCUCUGACCAUCCAUUCGCUCAAGAAACAAUAUCGUCCCGCGUCUGAACGUCGUCGAUGAUCCUUGCUAUAUUGUGUGUCGUCAUGGGAUAUUUAUUAUGUGUUAUUCUACUAGUCAGGAAGAGAGGGUCAGGAGGACUCGCCAAGCAAACACAGUGAGUCGCGUAGCGCUGCGCUAACAGACGAAGCCCUACAGGUGAGAGUAGAUGGGAGGUGGCCUCCGACACCCAGCCUUGUAAGGUGAAAGCUAGUGACAGGAGGCUAAGAUGGAGGCUAUGUGGCGUUACAAUGCACGUAGCCCUGGGCUGAGAACUGGAAUAAACACCAACAUCACAUGCAGUAAAACCGGGCUAUAGUGUGUUAACAUUGUGAUGAUAACAUUGUGAUGAUGAUAACAUUGUGAUGAUGAUAACAUUGUGAUGAUGAUAACAUAACAUUGUGAUGAUGAUAACAUUGUGAUGAUGACAACAUUGUGAUGAUAACAUAACAUUGUGGUGAUGAUAACAUUGUGAUGAUAACAUUGUGAUGAUGAUAACAUUGUGAUGAUGACAUAACAUUGUGAUGAUGAUAACAUUGUGAUGAUAACAUAACAUUGUGAUGAUGAUAACAUUGUGAUGAUGAUAACAUUGUGAUGAUGAUAACAUUGUGAUGAUAACAUAACAUUGUGAUGAUGAUAACAUUGUGAUGACAUAACAUUGUGAUGAUGAUAACAUUGUGAUGAUGAUAACAUUGUGAUGAUGAUAACAUUGUGAUGAUGAUAACAUUGUGAUGAUGAUAACAUUGUGAUGAUGAUAACAUUGUGAUGAUGAUAACAUUGUGAUGAUAGCAGUGGUGUAAUAACAUGACAUUGUGAUGAUUACAUUGUGGUAACAUGACUAUAUAGGGAAUAGGGUGCCAUUUCAGCUGCUGGUAGCCACACCUGUACCAUUUUAUCUUUUUUGCUUUAGUUUAUUUAGUAAGUAUUUUUUCUUAACCAACAAUGCAGUUUUAAGACAAAUAAGAGUCAAGUAAGCGUUCCACAUUAUGACAAAUACAAAUUUGAUUUGCUCAUGACUGUUCCCCUUUAUAAUUACUGUACUUUUCUGCUUGGCUGGAGAGAGUUAAACAAUCUGGUAAAUAUUUUUGUUGUAACUGGAUUUACAAAAUGCUUUAAUAAAUGACUAUUUCAUAA